Messenger RNA from Argiope bruennichi, 731 nucleotides. RefSeq lists its product as uncharacterized. The transcript is spliced from 5 exons. The coding region runs from base 49 to 654 and encodes 201 amino acids. The record is from RefSeq and is a predicted model, not a curated record. NCBI's taxonomy places the organism in Eukaryota, Metazoa, Arthropoda, Arachnida, Araneae, Araneidae.
UCACACUUGCAAUCUGAGUUACUUCCGAAUGCAGUCAGACUUUUAGAAAUGCUUUUUUACGUGAUUUUGGUACUUUUAGGUGCAGGGGUUUCCUCCAUCAACGCAACAAAAUGCACCCAUUUCGAUUUGGUGGUUUGCGCUUUUCUUGUUGAUGGAGAUAAAGUUUCUAAAUCUGGACUUGCGGAAUCGGGGGAAAUCUUAGAUGCAAGAUGCCGGGAAACAUUACCUGUACUAAAAUGCUUGAAUGAUUAUGCAGUCAGAUGCCCUGAGUCUGAUUUUAAACACUUAGCAGUAUUUUUUCAAGAUGAGUACAAAAUUCAAUCCAAAAUCUGCGAUAAAAAUAAUGAAUUGAGAAAACGCUACCUGACUCAUGCAAAAUGCUUAAAUGCUUUUCGCGACAAAACCCAAAAGAAGUGUGGGAAAUUAUUAGAAUUUGAAGAUGCUGAAAGAUUUACAAAGGAUCAAUGCGAGAAUUACGAAGACAACUUUGAGUGUUCUUACAAGGAGAUGCAAAGAGAUUGUGGCAAAGAUGCUCUUUCCUUACUCACUGAAGUUUUGACACCUGUACACAAAUUUAUGAAAGAAACCUGCAAAGACUUCCAAGACUUACAUGACCUUUCUCCAUACAAGUUUCUCUUUUCAGGAGGGUAUUAAGGAAUUUCUGGAAUUAUAAAUCAUUUUAUGAUUAAAAAAAGAAUCCAUUUUCUAAAUAAAUGUAAUUUUUAAAGGAA